This is a messenger RNA of Theileria annulata, 3585 nucleotides long. Its product is annotated as phosphatidylinositol 4-kinase, putative. Gene Ontology annotation, biological process: phosphatidylinositol phosphate biosynthetic process; phosphatidylinositol-mediated signaling. The transcript is spliced from 5 exons. Bases 1 to 3585 code for a protein of 1194 amino acids. Gene Ontology annotation, molecular function: 1-phosphatidylinositol 4-kinase activity. Gene Ontology annotation, cellular component: cytoplasm; membrane. The record is from RefSeq and is a predicted model, not a curated record. NCBI's taxonomy places the organism in Eukaryota, Apicomplexa, Aconoidasida, Piroplasmida, Theileriidae.
AUGGCUUUGGCUGUAGAAAAUCCUAAAUCACACCUUAGGGAUUUCUUUGGCUUCAAAUCCCCAAUCUUCCACUCUGAAGCUGAUUAUUCACUAACUCCCGUCCCUUUUAAACCCUACUCUGAACCUUUGGAAACUCCCAUCUCAUGUGUAAGAAAUUUGAAUCGUUCUUCACCUUUAAAAUUGACAAACAUACUAAACCUGUUGGGAAAUGAUAUUUAUAAGACAGUUGACAUUAUAUUCUCAGAUCUUGUGACGGCCUUGACACUGAAAAGACUGGGAUAUUUUCCAACUCGCAACUACAGACUAUAUAAAGUCAUUUUAAAAUAUUUUGGGCCUUUUCAAUAUACGCCAUUGAGACUAAGAAAAUACUCUUAUUAUAGUAUUAGUUUUGAUUUGUCCAGCAAUUUUAAAGUUCGGAAAUGUUUCUUGAGAACUUCAAGAAUACGCUUUUUAAAUGUAUUAUAUAAACUCCUAAACUCCUGCCUUUAUAUUAAAAGGUCGAUUUUGGGAUUUAGCCUAUCAAUAAGAGACAUACAGAGUGUUAUUUACUAUACUACAGUUGAAGUAGUUGAUAGUCACAAAAGUAAGAAUUCACGUAAUCUCUCGGAUGUACAAUUAGAUAAAAGUAAUUGGGAUACAGUAGAAAUAUUAGAGUCCAACACAUCAUUUGGAUACGUCAGAUUGUGUAAUUUUAUAUCUAAAGUGUUGUUUAAAAACAAUAAAGAUUUGGGUACUUUAGUCUCAAGAGCCUCUACGUGGAGUAGAUUUGACACCAAAUACAUUAAGGAAACAUUAAUAGUAUUAUUAUUUAUUAAUAGUUUAAAAGUAAAAAAAUCUGUCAACAAAAUAUUUUCAGAUUUUAAAAAAGCGUUAAACUUUAACUUCAACUAUCAUUGGAACAUACUGGCGUCAGUUAACACCAAUGAUUUAAACAGAUUUUUACCCUACGUGACACUGUUCCACUCAAUUAUAAAUAAUGAAACUAGAACCUUUAAUCCUCCAAGUAGUGAUAAUUAUGAGUUAAUACAUAUUGGGUGUUUGAUACCAAAAAACUUAAUAUUGGAUGACAAAUAUAAUUUAGCUUAUGUAAGAUACGUUAUUUUAGUGGCCAAAUCAUUGUUGAAGGAUCCUUCAAUCUCAAACAUACUUUCCUUGAUUGAAUUAUUCGUUCAUUAUUUCAGUUACAGCACACUAAAAUUCGGAUUUCUAAAGUGCUCUAUUCCCUAUAAUUGCCUGAGGUGUACCUCAAUAUUUACAGAGGUCUACUGCGGAUUAAUAAACAUUUUAGAACGUAUGCGUCAACUAAGCUGCUAUUACCCACACCUGAAUUUGAUUAGAAUGCUGAUAAAAAAUGAGUUGAACAGGCUGAAAACAAGUUUCUUUGUCUCUUUUAUUGACGAGGAUAUUUCAGACUUUUUAAUAAACUACACCUUUAAAAAUAAUGUGAUUCCUGAUAUUUUGGAGAGGAACUUGGUAAGAAGCCACUAUUCUCCCAAGUACUCAAAGUACCUAAAGUACCUUUUCUGCUUCAGGCUUCUGAAGAAAUGUUUGGAUAACCGAACUGCAAUAUUUAUUAAGGAGAAUAUAUUAACAGCCUCCUCAAAGUGUUCUUGGUAUCUAAUGUUGCUUUUCUGUGUUGACAACCAUGUUAAGUCAGUGGAGCCCGCUAUGGCAAUUAAUAAAACACUUAGCAACAGUACAUACCGUCAUCUGGAACAUCUAAGUUAUAAACCACCGAGGAAUUACGGUUACAAAUUUGUUUACUGUGGAAAUAACAUGCUGAACGAUCAAUUUGAGAUUAUUUAUAAUUUGUAUGUUGGAAAACAAACAAUUCACCAGUACCUCGACGCCUUUGAUAUCAGCGAUAAACUGAACAUUAUCCAGAGAACACAGUCGUGUUUGGUUCUUUCUAAAAACUUGGAUUAUGUUGAAAUGGUACUCGAACAACUAGUUCAAGCACUUAUUAUUGACCCAGGAGACCGCAUACUUAACUUACUCUACAUAUCACUCAACGAUUAUAACGUCACUAGUAAAAUUUUUUACCACCUCUCAUGCCUAUUACACUCAAAUAUCAACAAUUCCACAAACCAUAAGAUUUUCACAUUCAUAAGGUUCAUAUUUAAUUUGUUGUCUGAAAAUGAUAGGAACAUAUACGGAAAUCAAAUUUUACUUCAUGGACAACUACUAAACCUCACGUAUUUUUUUACAUACUGGCCUUGUUACUUAUUUUCUAUAUACAUAUAUAAAUAUGAUCUUCCCCAGUUGAAGUUGGGUGAAUUACCCUUCUCGAAGAGGUACACUGAGUUAAGUAAGAAGAUUUUGGAGAUCAGCGACACCAUAAAUAAUCAACCAAACCUUUAUUUGUAUAAAGAUUCAUCAGAUAUUCUUUACAGCGGCAAUAAUGAAAUUCCUAUGUCAAGCAAUGAAGGAAGUUUAAUAGGUCAAGAUAGUUCUGUGCACUUUGAACCAAAUUCCAGAGGUUUUAAAUCAAUUGCAUCCCAAGAUAAAACAAAUAAUGGUCAGACCCAGUUCACUUUUGACCAUAAUCAUUUCAGUUGUACUUAUAGUAGGAGUUACAGUGAUGAGAGUAAACUCAAUUUCGAUUAUAGUGAUCAAGAUUUCGAUGAAUCUGUGAGAAUAGUGGGAAUAAAUUUAAACUCAGUUAAGAUUUUAAAUUCAGCCACCAGGGCACCCUUUAUGGUCAGCUAUAAGUUAAGUGAUGGGAGUGAAAGAACAUACAUUUAUAAGAUGAAAGAUGAUUUAAGGCAAGACUGUUUAGCAAUUCAGAUGAAGCAGUUUCUCCUUCAAAUAUUCUAUAAUCACGAGUUGUUUGUCUAUUUGAGGCCAUUUCUCGUUAUUCCCUACUCAGGAAUCCUGUUUGAAAUAUUUUCAGAUAGUAAAAUUAACGACAUUUCACUUAGUAACUACUACAACUCCAAGUUUUCAGAGAUUGGCGGAGUCGUGGGCUUUAUUCCUGACACAAUCAGCAGACAUCAUAUCGGGAAGGAAUUUGGCGUGCCCAUUAAAGACUUCUUCCUAAAGAGAUUCGGACACCAAUUCUCACCCAAUUACAUCAAAGCAGUUGACAAUUUCAUCACUUCACUCGCAGGCUAUGCUCUUCUCUCAUUUCUGCUUCAGGUAAAAGACAGACAUAACGGUAACUUGUUAUUCACAACUAGUGGACAUAUAAUUCACAUUGAUUUUGGGUUUAUUCUGGGUGCUUCACCCGCCAAGGACCUCCAGUUUGAACUCGCUCCAUUUAAGUUCACUCCCGAAAUGGUUGAUUUUAUGGGCGGUUCAAAAUCAGACAACUUUAAGCGGUUCAUUCACCUUCUGUUGAACUCUUACAUGGCCUUGAGGACUCACUCAAAUCUCAUUAUAACACUCGUCAAGCUCCUCCAGUACUCCAACAUACCAUGUUUCAGGAAAUCCACUCUCAUGAAGCUAAAGAGAAGGCUCCGUUUGAAUGACAGCCCCAAUGAGGCUAAGGAGUACAUUAUGCGUAAAAUCUACUACGCCUUGAACAGUAAAACCACUAAGCUUUACGACUACGUUCAAAGCUACCAGCAGGGAAUUGAGCACUGA